Molecule: messenger RNA, 2647 nt
Organism: Cornus florida
Lineage: Eukaryota; Viridiplantae; Streptophyta; Magnoliopsida; Cornales; Cornaceae
Product: pentatricopeptide repeat-containing protein At5g15300-like
Exons: 1
Coding region: 754-2346 (530 amino acids)
Biological process (GO): RNA modification
Molecular function (GO): RNA binding; protein binding
Source: RefSeq, a predicted model, not a curated record
AGUCAACAUUGAUAGUUAUUAAGAUACCAUAAGAUAUUUCAAAAAAUUUAAAAUUGGACUGGCAAAUGUAAAGUUUUUUUUUAUUUUUUUUUCAAACUCACUAUUAAUAGUGUGAUUAAGACUGUCCUUUUUUUUAUAAAAAAAAAAAAAAAAAAAACCUGGGAGGAGGAGGACAUGCCCAUAUUUGGCUCUGUAUGUGAAAUAUGUGACAUGCUGCUUUGUUUCGAAAAAAUUAAAAUUUCGUGGCCAAAACUAACAAAUUUAUUUUAACCUUAAAAAAAUAUACUUACUAUAUAGUUUACUCAGCUUAAAAAGUUAAUUAUUUGAUUUUUUUUUUUUUGCAUGAUAAUUAUUUGAUUAGUUAUCAUUUAAAAUUCUAUCUCCUAAUUUAGGAAAAGAAAAAAAAAAAAAAGAAAACAAAAAAGACUCUUAUCUCCUAAAUACCCUCCUCUCAAUAAAAGACAAUAAAUUAUUUUACAUUGAGACUAGUCUACACUAGUUAAAUGUUAAACAUGAAGAUGCAUUAAACGGGCAGAGCAUUUAGUUUAUAAGAAACAUUCUCUCCAAGUUGCUUCCUUUGGCACUCUGCUUGAGCACUGCGACAAAAAUGGCUUUAAAGCUACUAGUAUUAUAGAUGCAUGACAAUGGUUUGUUCAUAUUCAUUGGUUUUAAGAUAAAGUUAUACCAUCUUUGAAAGCUAUAGCAAUAGUUUUCUUUCAGCAUUGCUAUCUGAAAGCUUUCAAGACAUGGAAGAUGUUGAAAGUCACUGUUCCAUUCAUCAUCUCCAAAAUCCAACAUCUUUCUUCUAUGAAUCAACUCAAACAAACCCAUGCUUUAAUCACCAAACUGGGUUUCUACAAUCACCCUCUUGUACUCGCAAAGCUCAUCACAUUCUUGUCCCUAUCGCCAUUGGGCAGCCUCGUCUAUGCUCAAGCCAUGUUCGAAGAAAGUCGUAUGGACAAUCCUUUUAUAUGUAACACCAUGAUUAGAGCUUAUACCAAGAGUGUUUUUCCAAUCAGAGCUAUUUAUAUCUACAAUCACAUGCACUGUUUGAACCUCGAGUUUGAUCAUUUUACCUAUACUUUUGUGCUCAAAGCCUGUGCCAGAGUCCUGUAUUGCAUUGAAGAAGAUAAGAAACGGGUUGGGUUUGAUAUUGCCUGUAAGGGGACUGAAAUUCAUUGCAGGGUUGUUAAGUCAGGGUUUGAUAGUGACCACUUUAUACAAAAUUCAUUGGUGUAUGUGUAUUCUCGAUGUGGGUUAUUGGAUCACGCCCGUCAAGUGUUUGAUGAAAUGACUGACAAGUCUACCAUUUCGUGGAAUACCAUGAUAUCUGCGUAUGAUCAGGUUGGUGAUUUUUCUUCAGCAGAUUUACUCCUUGAAUCAAUGCCCGGUAAAAAUGUGGUUUCUUGGAAUACAUUGAUAGCCCGCUAUGUUAGGUUGAAUAACAUUGAAGCUGCAAGGAGUAUAUUUGAAGAAAUGCCUGUUAGAGACGCGGUUUCUUGGAAUUCUAUGAUUGCUGGUUAUGUUCAGAUUAAAGAUUAUGCUAGGGCGUUGGAGCUCUUCGGUGAAAUGCAAAUUAAGAAUGUGGAAGCAACUGAAAUAACACUGAUAUCUGUUUUAGGAGCAUGUGCAGAAACAGGGGCACUGGAAAUGGGUAGAAAGAUCCACGAGUCACUGGAAGCGAAAGAAUAUAAAAUUGAAGGGUUUUUGGGCAAUGCGCUUGUAGAUAUGUAUGCUAAGUGUGGGAAUUUGAAUUGGGCUUGGGAGGUGUUUAAUGUGCUGAAAAUGAAACCUGUAAGUUGCUGGAAUGCAAUGGUUGUGGGUUUGGCUAUCCAUGGUUACUGUGACGAAGCUUUAGAGUUGUUUUCAACAAUGGAAACAAGGCGUGAUGAGGUGAGGCCUAACGGCAUUACAUUCAUUGGUGUUCUGAUUGCUUGUAGACAUAAGGGUUUAGUAGAAGAGGGUCGUAGUUUUUUUGGACGUAUGAUGGACGUGUAUAAUAUCAUGCCUAAUGUAAAGCAUUACGGUUGCAUGGUUGAUCUUUUUAGCAGAUGGGGUUUUUUGAAUGAAGCACAUGAGCUCAUCAAGACAAUGCCUUUCAAUCCAAACUGUGUGUUGUGGAGGACUUUGUUGGGCGCCUGUAGGAUACAUGGCAAUGUGGAACUAGCUGAGGAUUCCUUCCAACAGCUUGCCAUGUUGGAGCCUGUUACAGAUGGGGAUUAUGUACUAUUGUCGAACACCUAUGCCGAUGCAGAGAGAUGGGAAGAUGUGGAACGACUGAGGAAUGAAAUGAUUGGCGCGAGGGUUCCAAAGAAGCCUGGCUCUAGCAAUAUUGAGAUGAAAUGAUCAACUAAAUUGGUCUGGUCUGUAAUUGAUAGAUAGUUUUGGUAAUAAUUGUUUUUUCAUUUUGUGGGUAAGGUAAUAAUUAUUGUUUUAGACUUUUUUUCUUUUUCCUUUUUCCACUGAUUUGAUCCAGAUUCCUGUAGUUUAGUUCCCAGAAUUAGGUUAACUUAUCAUCAGAAAACAUGUACAUACCAUUUAUGUUGAAAAAUUGGUCAUUGGUCAUUAACUUUCAAGGAAGUCACCCAAAUAGUAAUAUAGUUCUUGAAUUUAUUAUAUAUAUCGAUCUAACUCAACAGCAUUUUGC